CACCUUGGCCUCAAAGGACGGUUGUGGCUCAUAUGCCUUGAGUAAAGAGACAACUAUAGGGUGAACGAACUGUCCGAAGUGGUAGCUUACCAGCUGUAAUAAAUUUAAAUCUCCUUGAUGGCGCCCAGGGCCUCAUAAUUGUUUUCACACCCACCCCUCCUUUUUUAAAGUCGCGAUCCGACAGAACCCAGCUGGCCUGGUACACCUGGCCUGGGCUAGCCCGAGUCGACGACACACUUCCGGUCAAUGCAGACACAGCUGAACUCGAUCCAGUAUGCAACGGAAUCGAGAAGGGUUUAGACUGGCAUCGGUGCUACUGGCCGCUGCCAAUAUUGUCAUCCCUAUCGCGAUUCUAACUUUUGCAAACGGUUUCUUUCCAUACAAGCCAUCGCUGCCGGGGUUGUCCAAGUAUGAGGAUGUCGAACUGGGACUUGGUCCUCCACCGGAUGCACCGUUUGACAGGUUGAUUUUCAUGGUGGUGGACGCAUUAAGAAGCGACUUUGUGUUUUCUGAAGAAUCUGGAUUUGAAUUUACACAAUCACUUAUCCGCAAUGGCAAUGCCAUUCCAUUUACGGCCCAUGCAACCUCUCCCACGGUUACCAUGCCCAGGAUCAAGGCCAUCACCACCGGGUCUAUCCCAUCCUUCCUCGAUGUAAUUCUCAACAUCAACGAGGGUGACGAAAGCUCAUCACUGGCUUCUCAAGACACCUGGCUUGCGCAGAUGAAGGCAAAGGCCACGGGCAAGCUUGUCAUGCAUGGAGAUGAUACAUGGCUGAAGCUCUUUCCCGACACCUUUGACCGUGCAGAUGGCACUUCCAGCUUCUUUGUGGCUGACUUCACCGAAGUGGACAACAAUGUGACGCGUCACAUCACUCCAGAACUGAAUAACGAAGACUGGAGCACACUGGUUCUACAUUAUCUUGGUCUGGAUCAUAUCGGACACAAAGGCGGUCCUAGAAGUCCUUAUAUGCUUCCAAAGCAGCGCGAGAUGGACCACAUCAUCAAAGAGAUCUAUUCAGCCAUCGAGUCUCAGCCAGCUCUUCAGUCCACAGUUCUAGUUGUCUGUGGAGAUCAUGGCAUGAACGAUGCUGGUAACCAUGGAGCCUCUUCCCCUGGAGAGACCUCUCCGGCUCUUGUCUUCAUGUCCCCCAAAUUCAAAGCGUUGAAGAACAGCUACAAUGCCCCAAUUCCGUACAAGGAGAACUUUAGCUACUACAGCGUUGUUGAACAGUCUGACUUGGCUCCCACCUUAGGAGCCCUCCUUGGCUUCCCUGUACCCAGAAAUAACUUGGGUGCACUGAUUCCCGAGUUCCUACCAUUUUGGCCUUCUCGUCGGGACAAGACUCAACUGCUGCUGCGGAAUGCGCGGCAGAUUUUAGGCAUUGUUGAAGCUACCUAUGGGGACAAGCUAUUCACCAGCAGUCUUCCAGACGAAAUUUGUCUUCACGGAAAGUCAUCCAUGGGCGUCUUAGCCUGCGAAUGGAAGAAAAUUAUAGAAACUUCAGGUGAAGAGGUGACAUCUGAUCGCGAGUUUGAUGCUGAAUGGGUACCUCGCACGGUGGCUUGGCUUCGCGAAGCGCAGAGCAUCAUGAGUAGUAUGGCCAGCAACUACGACAUGCAGAAGCUCAAGCUCGGCCAGAGCAUGUCUAUCGGAGCCAUUGGUCUUACUCUUGGAGUGCCAUAUCUUCUCGGAGACGAACCACGGUCCUACAUUCCAUUGUCUUUGAUCAGAGGACUCUACAGCAUUAUGAUGUUUGCAAGCAGUUAUGUGGAAGAAGAACACCAUUUCUGGUACUGGUUCACCACUGCUUGGCUUGCGUAUAUCGGGUUCAGGCGACUGUACUUUGGCAGUUCAAGGCUUUCAGCCGGCGAGAUCGUGUCUAUCAUAGUAGGUCUGUUGGCAAUGAGACUACUAAGAAGCUGGAACCAAACAGGCCAAAAGUUUGCAGGCGAUCCAGACAUUGUCAAGAUCUUCAUGAAACCAAAUCCAAGCCUCCUUUGGUCCUUAAUCCUUGUUACUUAUUUCUGGAUUUACCGCGAGCUGCUCAGGGGCUUCAGUGGUCUGCCAACACCGGUCAACAUCACAGGCACCACCACAAUCGUCCUGGCUGCCUUGUCCUUCAAGUUGGCAUUCACAUACGAAGAAUCCCCCGAGAUAGUACCUGGUUUUGCAGAAAUAUUACUCAACUUUACUGGAAGCGCAUCACUAUUGAACCGCGCCCGCGCUGUAUUUAUCGGCCUGUCCAUUGGCGCUGCCUGGGUGAUUUUCUCCAUGGUCACCAAGCUUGGCCGGUCAAAGAAAGCCACAGGCUCCGCGACACUACACCACCUCUUUACCCUCUUCGCCAUGACGCAGUCCCGCGCCACCAACGUGCCCCUGUUUCUCAUCCUCGACGUCAUUUUCAAAUUCAUCAGCUCCCAGCCUCUCACACCAGAGGAGCUGUCAACGACGACCCUACUGCUCCAGUUUGCCACAUUCUUCGCUUUUGGCGGCACAAACUCCAUCUCUUCCGUCGACCUGUCGAGCGCGUACAAUGGAAUUUCGGACUUCAACGUCGUCGCGGUCGGCAUCCUGACGUUUGUCGGCAACUGGGCCGGCGCCGUGUACUGGACCUUUGCGACAAACACGCUGCUGCUGCGCAAGACGAAGGCCGGCGCCGAUCUGGUCUUCUCCCGGCACGUCACCGUGCUGACCAUGUUUACCGCCGCCAGCGUCGGCGCAAUCAUGGUCGCCUGCACGGUGAUGCGCACCCACCUGUUCAUCUGGACCGUCUUCUCGCCCAAGUACCUCUACUGCAUGGCGUGGACUUUUGGCCAGCACUUGGUUGUUAAUAUCGGUCUUGGCGGACUUUUGUACCGGUUGGGCUUGCUUUAAGUCUCGUGCUUUUUAUAUGGCUUUUUUUCUUCUUCUCCUGAUUCUUGUGUUGAAAAGAUCUCUUAUGUAAAUUAGGAUUCAUAGCUAGAUUUCAUGUUUGGUAGGUGCUUCACUGAUCUAGAAAAGAUCCCAAAAAGAUAAACCAGUAAAAGAUGAGCAUAAAGCGAGGGUUUCAUACGACACAACAAGGUAUUCAUACCAGACUAGCCGAACCGAAAUACUAGGCAAACUACCUGGAUAACCCGGAUGACUAUCGUUUUCCUUUCCGUACCUCUGCCUUCUUCUUGCGCAUCAUCCUCUUGCGACCAAUGAUCUGCUGCCUCAUUGCCAAUUUUUUACCCGCCGACUUUGAAGGCUUCUCACCUUCUCCCUCCAGCAUCUCCUCCUGGGCCCCGUCGGACCGACUCUUUGCGACCUCACCCUUGAAUCUGGUGUCGUCGCCUGGUUUCAGCUGAGGCUUGGCCGCAUCUGUCCCAGCCAGACCUCUUGCCCUGUCCUGAGCGGCGCUCCGCCUGGCGACGACGUUUGCGUUCUCAAUGGCAAACUCGACGAUGAGACGCGUGGCCUUCUUGCCGGUGCCGCCCUCGACGGCGUGACCAUUCAGCCAACGCGCGCCCAUCAGUGCCCACCUAUGCGACGAGUACUCGAUGAAGCCGUAGCCUCUGCUCUUGGCACCGGCGUCGGCGGCAGCGCCUUUUCUAGGCUCGGCCACCUUGGAACCGUCCUUGCUCUCGAAAACGACCUUGGCCUGUGAUACGACACCGCUACGCUUCAGCUUACGCUUGUGCUCGGCUUCCUUGCCCGUUUUGGCAGCGCGCCUCGACUCCUCCUUGGAGAGCGGUUGGCGCUUGCCCGCCUUGACGUCGGUGGCGAAUCCCACGACGGCCUGACGCGCCAGGGCUUUGAGGUCCUUGGAUGUCAUGCUGCGUGGGAUGUUGCGGAUGGCCAACCGAGUCAAGCUCAGGUGUAGACUGGGGUUGCUCUCGAUCAUCUUCUUUCGCUGCUUCGCGCUGGCCUCUCUCAUCUGGAUCUCGGAUUGAGGGAGCUGGUUGUAAAUGGGUGAGUCUGGGCGUAUCUGGCCCUCGUUCAACAGAAACAAUCGUCUCUUGUCCUUCUCCUCCGAGUCACGGGCGGCCGCAGCCUCAGACGUGAGCUGUUGUGCCUCUCCCUUGCUCAAUGCCUUGGACACCUGUAGAACACGGCCUUCCAGAGUGUACUUGCCAUCCACAUCUACUGUCUCGUCUUGGAGAACAGAGUGCUUGGACAGCGUUGGAGCAGUCCUGUGUUUAGGCGCAGCCCGAAGGCAUGACUCCGCGUCCUCGGCGUUGAAGAAACAAACGAAACCCUUGCCAGCCGAUUUUUGGGUGGCAUGAUCCAUGACUACUCUGGCGUACCUGACAGCACCGAAGUGUGUGAAGUGUUCCUUGAGCUGCUCAUCGGUUGUAGUGAAUGGUAGGUUCCGUAUGAACAGCGUGUUAGAGUUGUCUGUCGUCUGAGGUCUUUGCUUGGCAGAUUCCACAUCUUCGUCCUCGUCGUUCACAUUUGCCCCGCCCUCCUCUUCAUCUUCGUCAUCCUCAUCUUCGCUCCUUUUGUCUUCGUCAUCAUCCUCGUCGCUCUCGUCCUCAUCUUCUAGAUUGUCACCUUGAUUGGCGAAGAAGUUCUUGAGAUCUUCAUCCUCGUCAAAUUCAUCGCCCCCUUUCGGUUUUGUUUUUGUACUGGCUUGAUCGACCUUGCCGUUGGCCUUGGCGUCUGCCUCCUUGGUCUUUGUCUUCUUGGGCGUAUCAGAGUCAUCUUCAUUGUUCUGCUGCUUCUCCCAAGUAGCCUUGUCGACAGCCCAGUCAACGGCGAUAGUCCUUCCAUCAACUUCCUUGCCAUUUAGGCCUUCGAUAGCCUUUUCCGCAUUCUUCUUCCCCCGCAGGGUCACAAAACCAAAACCCGACAGCUUGCCUUUGGAAUUGGGCAAGUCGGAAAACCGGACCUUUCCAUAACUUUGAAACAGAGCUGAGAGUUGCUCCUUGGUCUUAAUGCUCCAUGGCAAAUUCCUUAUGAUCAACUUGGGCGGCUUGCGAUCCUCGGCUUCCUCUUCCUCCCUCUUGCGCUUCUCGGCAGCGAGGGGCGUGUCAACAGUAACGCCGGCCUUUGUCGCGGCACGGUGUCUUGGCUCUGCGAUUUCCAGCCUCAGACGGCGGCCAUCUAUCAGAUGGUUGUCGAGCUUCUCCUUGGCCUGAAGCGCAUCCUCGGCGUCGGUGAAUGUGACGAAACCAUAUCCGCGAGGGGUCUUUGUCUUUUGAUCAAGAACAACGGUGGCGUGCUUGACGGGAAAGUGUUGCGAAAAGAGCUCAGUCAAAGUCUCGCUGGUGGCACUGGGGGGCAGAGAUCGCACGAAGAGUGAGCGGCGUUCUUCAACUCGGGCCUUCUUGGUAGGUGGUGCGGCAUUGGUUCCUGGGACUUCAGCAGCGGAAGCAAUUGCCUGCUCUUGAAUCGCCUCGGCCUCUCUGCGCCUUUUUUGGCUCCCAGACUUGGCCAUGGUCAAAAGUUUUCCAGUGGAGUCAGUUGUAACUUGGCGUGGAGAGAGUUCUAUCACAAACUCUUG
This is a messenger RNA of Pyricularia grisea, 5468 nucleotides long. RefSeq lists its product as uncharacterized. Gene Ontology annotation, biological process: GPI anchor biosynthetic process. Bases 275 to 2875 code for a protein of 866 amino acids. The transcript is spliced from 9 exons. The record is from RefSeq and is a predicted model, not a curated record. NCBI's taxonomy places the organism in Eukaryota, Fungi, Ascomycota, Sordariomycetes, Magnaporthales, Pyriculariaceae. Gene Ontology annotation, cellular component: endoplasmic reticulum membrane.